UAUAUAUAUAUAACUUUAUGCUUCAUUUACAUAGUUUACGACAGUAUAAACAUCUCUCCUUUUGUCAACGAGAAAUAUUUUUUUUUAUUUUCAAGAAAGUAAAAAAUUGCUAAACGACGAAACUUAUUUUCAAUUAAGAAGAAGAGUUAAUUGUCGAUGAUUUUUUGGUUUUCACCAAUUGUCAACUUUAUCAGUAAUGGCUGGGAUUAAAGGUUAUAUUUGGUUCAUUUUUUCAUAUGUCAAGAGAUAAAAAAUUUGUGAUCACUCAUGUUUAAUAUCCCAUGAUGAUUAACUGAUAGAUUUAUAACAUGUUAAAAUAAAAAUUUCAAAAAAUUAAGAAACAUUUAACCUCAAGAACGUAUCAUGAGUUCGAUAAAUUUCAUCGAAUCGAUUAAUGUUUAUCUUUAAUUAUUUAAUACUGUAAAAAAUACAUUUUUAAUAGACUUGUAUAAAAAUUUUCGAAAAAAAUUAUAAACACUUCGUUUUAACAAGUCACUCCUUAUAUAUAGUUCUAUGAUGAAAAGUAUGAUUAUUUUUUUAUAUUGUUUUUCUGUAAGCAAUAAGACGCAAUAAUACACAUUCUUAAUCUACAUAAUUAUUAAAUAACAUCAUAUAAUCUUGAUAUUGUAUUAUUUUUUCUUUUUCAUGUUCUACUUUUUGGAUCUAUUUGUCAAUCAACAGCACUGGUUACAUUGGCAUUCGCCGGUUCCAUAGGAAUGACAUUUGUUAUUCUUGCAUGUGCACUACCAUCUUAUCAAGUAUGGUGGCCACUUUUUGCGGUGUUAUUUUACAUACUAGCACCCAUUCCAACUCUAAUAGCACGUCGUUAUACAGAAGAUUCGGGUAGUAAUAGUAAUCCAUGCUUGGAACUAGCUAUUUUCAUUACCAUGGGCAUCAUUGUAUCAUCAUUUGCAUUGCCAAUUGUUUUAGCACGUUCACCGGCUGGCCAAGCAACAAUCGAAUGGGGCGCCUGUGGGCUUACAUUAGCUGGAAACGUUGUAGUUUACUUGACAUUACUUGGUUUCUUUAUGACAUUUGAUCAAGAUGAUGCUGAUUACAGUAUGUGGUGAACAAGUUUUAUGUACAGUGUACUUUUUAUUUACGUAAAAAAAUAGGGUACUGAAAAAAUGAAAAAUUAUAAAAAUUUUUAUAUAUAAUCAAAUAACAGUAAUCAGCAUUACUGGAUUUUAUAAGUAUUCAUUUCUUUUCUAUGUAUGAAUGUAAAAGAUAAAAAAAAAUUUGCGAGAACAUUGA
This is a messenger RNA of Microplitis demolitor, 1254 nucleotides long. RefSeq names its product leptin receptor gene-related protein. The transcript is spliced from 4 exons. The coding region runs from base 717 to 1070 and encodes 117 amino acids. NCBI's taxonomy places the organism in Eukaryota, Metazoa, Arthropoda, Insecta, Hymenoptera, Braconidae. Gene Ontology annotation, biological process: late endosome to vacuole transport via multivesicular body sorting pathway. Gene Ontology annotation, cellular component: endosome. The record is from RefSeq and is a predicted model, not a curated record.